This is a messenger RNA of Sycon ciliatum, 1619 nucleotides long. RefSeq lists its product as uncharacterized. NCBI's taxonomy places the organism in Eukaryota, Metazoa, Porifera, Calcarea, Leucosolenida, Sycettidae. The record is from RefSeq and is a predicted model, not a curated record. Gene Ontology annotation, molecular function: 8-oxo-dGDP phosphatase activity. The coding region runs from base 69 to 1061 and encodes 330 amino acids. The transcript has a single exon.
UAAAUCCCUGAUUGUAUAACAAACAAGAGGGGAAAUUGUACUCUUUAGCAGUAUUUUGAUUUUGUGAGAUGUCGUCGUUAGCUAUCGACGAACAAUUUAGGGAGGCCGUUGAUAAGGCACUGGAUCGCUGUGAUAAUUUCUUUCUUGGCCAAUCAGUGCUCAAUUGUCGACCAUUUGUACUAAAUGACGUUGUUAUUGGAUUUGUAAGGGGUAAUUUCAUCCCACUUCUAGGAAAGUACAAUGAUGUGUUCAUUGUCCGAUCGGAGACGGAUGAAUAUCCACUUGGCUAUGUGACACUGAACACUGAUCUAUGCACCCGCGAGGGGCGAAAUGCUUCCAUCAGAAAAGUGUGUGAGCAGAUAAGGGACAGCGGUGAAUACUCGCCACUGAAGGCAUGGAGGAACGAGUUAUACAUGGCAUCAGCUACGUAUUCUGGAGAGCCAGAGUUCGGUAUAGAGCGAUCUGGUGCCGGUUUGAUUGGGAUCAAGCAGUAUGGAGCUCAUGUGAAUGGAUAUAUUUGGGUAGAAACUGAGCAUGGCAAGGAGAUGCAAAUGUGGAUUGCACGUCGCGCCAAGACAAAGCCAACCUUCCCAGGCCUCCUGGAUCAGAUUGUUGCCGGUGGCAUUGGAAAUGGACUGGGCGUGCGGGAGACGGUGAUAAAAGAGGCAGAAGAGGAAGCCGGAAUGUCGGCUGAUAUCGCUGAGAGGGCUGUUGCGGCCGGCUGCAUUAGCUACUUCUACGAGGAUGCGGUGCGUGGCCUUUUUCCAGAAACUGAGUAUGUAUUUGAUAUCGAGCUACCAGCCAGCUUUACGCCGACAAUCAUUGACGGAGAAGUCAGUGAGUUCUUUUGUUGGCCACUUGCAGAGGUGUGUCGGCGUAUCAGCCUCGGAGAGUUUAAACCCAACUGCGCUAUUGUCAUUCUGGACUUUCUUGUCCGUCAUGGAUAUAUCACCGCUGACAAUUUCUCCGAUUUUGACUCUUUUGUUGCCCGACUGCGCCGCAACACCGCACCGUCCGCAUCGUACAGGGACAUCUUGGCAAGGCGGAAUAUCUCGCGGUGAGUACCCGCACCAGUGACUUGGAGCGUGCGAUGGUUGCUGGCCAUUCUGUAUUCUUAACAGUAUGUUGUAUCCGGUGUAUCGACACUGGCCAAACUCCAGUCAGAAGUAUCCAUGAUACGAAUGUUUGGUACAGCAGCCUGGACUGCCUAGUGCUAGUAAACUUGCUUACUUUGGCGAGAGACUUAUCCCCCACUGUUAGGCAUUGCAUCUGCCGCUGGAUUUACCGGGUGUUAGCCAACCUGCACUUCUUUGGCAUUUUUUUAAAGCAAAUAGAACAAAAUUAAUAGAAUACCGGUAUUCAAAAAUUUUGAAUUUUCUAUGUUGAUGUGUAGUGCUGGUGCUGGACACCGUGCUAGUGUGCCUUUUGCGCAAUCUAUGGAUUUAGAAUAUGCCAUCAUAUCCAGAACUGUAAUACUGCAAGACACAAUCAGUUCUUUUCAAACAGCUGUGCCCAUUUACUGAGCCAAGAAUGACGUGUUUUUAGAUGAUAUGAUUUGGGCCUCAUUGUGAACGUCACACCUUGGUUGUCAACUUCACAAAAAAACGUUUACAACCACA